Topomyia yanbarensis is the source of this 1118-nucleotide messenger RNA. RefSeq names its product splicing regulator SDE2. Gene Ontology annotation, cellular component: nucleus. NCBI's taxonomy places the organism in Eukaryota, Metazoa, Arthropoda, Insecta, Diptera, Culicidae. The transcript is spliced from 2 exons. The coding region runs from base 154 to 993 and encodes 279 amino acids. The record is from RefSeq and is a predicted model, not a curated record.
GGUUUGUUUUGAAGCAUAUUUCCGCAAGAGGCCAAACGAAACCAUUCGUUUUUGCAACGAAACAAGUAUUUUCUACAAAAUUCAUCUGUUUUGAACGGAUAUUUAAUAAAUUUGUGAAGUGUCCACUAGAGUGUGCUCGAAUAAACAACACGUAUGCUGUGUGCAUCCAGAAUGAUAGAAGUUUGGAUCAAUAAUCGAGUUUCGCAGCUGCAGAAUUCUGACCUUCCUUUUCACUCCCUACAUGAUUUCAUUAGGAGGGAAACGGGCCUUAUCCCAUCGGAUUACUAUCUAACUCAAAAUGGCAAGCGUCUCGCGGAAUUCACAGCAUCGCCUACCGCCAGCAACGCAAGGUCAGAUGUUCCCAUUCGGUUGCACCAGCGUCUACCAGGCGGCAAGGGAGGUUUCGGUUCCAUGCUGCGUGCAAUUGGUGCUCAGAUCGAAAAAACUACCAAUCGGGAGGCAUGCCGAGAUCUGAGUGGUCGUCGAUUGCGGGAUAUUAAUGAAGAGAAACGGUUGAAAGCCUACCUGGACAAACAGAAGGAAGCCCCGGCUGAUGAGGCCGCUAAAUUGCAGCGUAAAAUCGACAAGCUGCUAGCGAAACCGAAGCACGAAUUUCACGACGAGGAUUACAACCGGACGCGAAGUGAUUUAACGCAGAACAUUGACGAAGCGGUACAGGAAGGUUUCCGUAAGGCGGUUCAGGCGGAAAAAGCUGCCGUCGAGGCUGGUGUUAAGCGGAAGGCAGAAGCCGGACAGAAGGGAAAAAUCGCGAAAAAGAAGGCGAAAGGAGCACUGUGGCUGGGAACGGAUGAUUUGGGAUCCUACUCGUCAUCGGACAGCGAGUCCGAUUCGGAUUCUACUGGAUCCGAUUCGGCUGGAGGUUCGUCUAGUGGAACUUCGGGUUCGGUUUCCGCUCCGCAAGCGGUUACUUCAUCGGAAGAGAGGAGUAGCGAACAGGAGACGAAACCGGAUGCGGUAGCUGAACGUGUUUAGAACGUUUAAGCUGAAAUUUGAACGAUGUACCUAUUUAUAUGAUUAUGAUAUGAAGGACCUACACUAUUUAAAUCACCGAUUUUUAUUUAACAAUGAAAUACACAUACUUUUAUUUAAAACAUUGU